Molecule: messenger RNA, 959 nt
Organism: Colletotrichum acutatum
Lineage: Eukaryota; Fungi; Ascomycota; Sordariomycetes; Glomerellales; Glomerellaceae
Product: NADH-ubiquinone oxidoreductase 24 kDa subunit
Exons: 3
Coding region: 126-917 (263 amino acids)
Molecular function (GO): oxidoreductase activity
Source: RefSeq, a predicted model, not a curated record
ACUUUUGAACCUCCCGAAUCUAAACGAACAGCACAUAUCCGCACUAUCCCAAAGCCCAGCGUCGCCUGUCCUCCUCGCUCUCUCGCCGCCAUCGCCAAUUGAGCAGCCACUCACCGUCCCUCGCCAUGGCCUUCAGACUCUCUCCUCUCCUCUUCAGAUCAGCCCUCCGCUCGGCAACGUGUCGGGCGGCGAGGCCUCAGUUCCGCGCCUUCUCCCUCACAGCCGUCCGCCCCAGUGACACCCUCCAAGUGCACCGCGACUCCCCGAAAAACAACGCCGAUGUCCCCUUCAAGUUCACCAAGGAGAAUGAGGCCGUCAUCGACGAGAUCCUGAAGCGCUACCCGCCGCAAUACAAGAAGGCCGCCGUCAUGCCCAUCCUCGACCUCGGCCAGCGCCAGCACGGCUUCACCAGCAUCAGCGUCAUGAACGAGGUUGCUCGCAUGCUCGAGAUGCCCCCCCAGCGCGUCUACGAAGUCGCAUCCUUCUACACCAUGUACAACCGCACUCCCGUCGGAAAGUACUUCAUCCAGGCCUGCACAACUACCCCCUGCCAACUUGGCGGCGUCGGCUCCGACGUAAUCGUCAAGGCCAUCAUCGACCACCUCGGCAUUAAGCAGGGCGAGACCACAAAGGACGGCCUCUUCACCCUUCUCGAGGUCGAGUGCCUCGGUGCUUGCGUCAACGCCCCCAUGGUCCAGAUCAACGACGACUACUACGAGGAUCUCACCCCCGAGACGACCGUCCAGCUCCUCGACGCCCUCAAGGCCACCGCCGCCGCCACCGGUGGUUCCGCCGCCGCCCAGGUCCCCAAGCCCGGCCCCAUCAAGAGCGGUCGCCAAACCUGCGAAAACUCGAAGGGUCUGACGAACCUCACCUCCGAGCCGUGGGGCCCCGAAGUGACGCGGAGCGAUUUGUAAGAAAAGUAGUGUCACGACCCAGAGAGAGAGAAAGAGAGAGAG